Molecule: messenger RNA, 3595 nt
Organism: Paramecium tetraurelia
Lineage: Eukaryota; Ciliophora; Oligohymenophorea; Peniculida; Parameciidae
Exons: 6
Biological process (GO): mRNA catabolic process
Cellular component (GO): exosome (RNase complex); P-body
Molecular function (GO): RNA binding; 3'-5'-RNA exonuclease activity
Source: RefSeq, a predicted model, not a curated record
AUGAAUUUCGAAGACGAUUUUGUAAAACACAAGAUGUAGAAUAUGAAAGGUGCAAUUAAGAAAAAAGAUAGACAUCUAGUAGAAGAAAGUUUAAGAAAGGAAUAUUGUGAAUAAAACAAUAUCCAGUAUAUUCCUAAGGAAUAAUAUAAGUAAGGGAAGGCAAAUGAAAAAUACACAUAUUAAGUAAAAGAUAAAAACGAAGCUCAUGGAUAAUUACGAUAAGAUGUUUAAAAAUAAUAAGAUAAUUAAUAAGAAAAUUAAUAACAAAGUAAAUAAUAAAGGCAAUAAAAAUAAAAUGACUAAAGGGAAUAAAAAGAAUAAGGAGAUUAAAGAGAUAAAAAUUAAAAAAGUAACAAUUUUUAAGAUGGGAAAAAUAAUAAAUAAUAACACCAAAAAGGUUAAGGUUAAUAAGAUAAAUAAUAACACACUGAAAAGUCAUAAAAUGAAAAAUAAGGGAAUAAUAAUUCAUAAAGACACCAGUCUCAUAAUAAUAAUUAACCAUUUGUAUAUCCUUAUAUCGAAGGAUAAUAAAAUAAUGAUAAUAGAGAAGUGAAUGAUAAUCAUAAUGAAAAAGAAAAGAGAAAUGACAAGAAUAAAUAAUAAAAUAGAUAAAAUACUAAUAAUAAUAACAAUGGAAAUAGAAAUAGGAAUAAUAAUAACAAUAGAAAUAGGAAUAAUAAUAACUCAGAAAAUUAUCAUAAUAACUAAGAAAAUCAAAAUCAAUAAAAAAAUAACAAUAAUAAAAGUAAUACUCAUCAAACUGAAUAUAUUCAUUAUAAAUAAGUGAGAAGAGACAGAAGAGCGGAAAAACACAUUAGGUCAGUCUAAUCAGAUUAGAAUAAAUAAACUAAUAAAAAAAGAUUCAAUCAUUAUAAAAAUAAUAAUUUUGAUGAUGAUUACAAUAGAUUAGAUGAGGAAAAUUCAUUUGAUGAUGAUUAUUAUUAUAAAAAACAAGAGAAAAAUAAAAAAUAAAAUUAUUAAAGAAGAGAGUAUGAUGAACAUGGAUUUGAUAGAAAGGAUAAUAAUGAUAAAAGAAACAAAUAAAACAAUAGAAAUUAGAAAGGAGGAAGAAACAAUAAAAAGUAUUAGAAGAAUUAAGAUUUUGAAGAAUAUUGGACUGAAAAAUAAAUUGAAAAAGGAAAAGCUGAAAAUGAUAUAUUUGAAGGAAUCUUCAUAGCUAAUGAAUUUACCAGGGAAAAGGCUACUAUUAAAUGUCCUAUAUUUAAGAAGAAAGUCCAUGUUAAUUUUUUCGUCGAUACGAAUAGAGCAUUUCAUGGAGCUCUUGUUGCAUUCAAAAUUACAAAAAUAUAAAAGACAGACAAAGAAUCGGAGGAUGAUUAUGAAGAAGAAGAGAUAACCUAACAAAUUCCUUUAAAGAAUAAAAAGAAUGAAUAAAAAAAGGAAAUAUAAUAGGAGAUAUCUGAAAAAGAAGAAAAUAACGAUGAUUGGGAGGAUGUUGAUAGCUAAUAAGAAGAAGAGGAUGACAUUUCAGAAGUAUCAGAUCUCUAUGUUGUUAAAAAGAAGGUUCCAUUAACAAAACUUUAAUAAUUGCAAAAAGCUCAACUUGUAGGUAAGGUUGUCGGAGUGAUAAAAAAUCCAAUAGAAAGCAGAUAGAUGAUUGGUAAGUUAGAAUUUAAUAAAAAAACAAAUUCAAUCGAUAAGGAAAUAAAAACUAAAGAGGAACUAAUAAAAUAUAUAGAAUAGAAUUAUUAUGUCUCAUUCAAGUGUGUUAAUAAAAGAAUUCCAUUUUUCAAUGUGAAGAAUUUACUUACUUUUAAUUAUGAACUAGAUAAUUAAGAACCUGUUUAAAAAUUCAUGGAUUAUGUUUCAUAGAGAUACUUUUCAGCAAAAUAUAUAUCAUGGGCCAAGAAUAGUCGAUAUCCAUAUGUUGAAUUGAUUAAAGAAGUAGGAGUACAAGGAAAUAUUGAUGUGGAAUGCGAGGCUAUAUUAACAGAGAAUUCAGUUUAUGACAAUGAAUUUUCUGAAUAGUGCAAAGAAGAAAUGAAGGCAUUUACUCAUAAUUCCAUAGCUAAGGAAAGAGAGAACAGAAUGGAUUUAAGAAAGGAAUAUAUUUGUAGUAUAGAUCCUGUUACUGCCAGAGAUUUGGAUGAUGCGUUAAGUAUUAAUGAUUUAGGAAAUGGUAUUUAUGAAAUUGGAGUACAUAUUGCUGAUGUUUCUCACUUCGUCCUUCCAAACAGUGAAGUAGAUAAGGAAGCAAUAUUAAGAACUACUUCUGUUUAUUUAGUUCAUAAGGUAAUUCCUAUGUUACCCAGAAUUCUGUGUGAAGAGCUUUGUUCAUUGAAUAGAGAUGUUGAGAGAUUAGCAUUUUCUGUAUUCUUUAAGAUGACAAGUGAAGGAGAAGUGUUAUGGGAUAGUUUCAGAGCUGCAAAAUCGGUUAUUAAAAGUUGCGCAUAAUUAAGUUAUGACAUUGUAAAUUAACUGAUUGAUGGUGAAAUUCAAUAGUUUAGUUAAGGUGAAGCAAGAUAUAAAGUUGCUGAAGGAUUCGAUGAAAUUGUAUUGAAAGAUAAAGUUCUGUUGUUAAAUACAAUUGCAUAAAAGAGAAGGGAGAAGAGAUUGGAAGGAUCGUUAACUUUUGAAAAAAGCAAAUUAAGAUUUCUUCUUAAUUCUGAUUUAUUCCCAACUGGCUAUACAGAGGAAAAGAGAGGGCUUGCUCAAUUUAUGGUAGAGGAAUGGAUGUUAUUGGCUAAUUAAUUUGUUGGCAAGAAGUUGAUUGAAUAUGAUACCAAAACAGCUGUCCUUAGAUAACACAUUUCACCUAAGAGUGAAAAACUAGAUUAUUAUCGAAAAUUAUUAGAAGCUUGUGGAUUAGAGGAGAUGGCUCAAAAUUUGGAUGUUUCAACAUCUAGAAAUUUGAAAUUAACUAUGAAUAAGGUUAAUGAAAUUGAAUCUGAGGAAAUUAAAUUGAUUUUAGGGUUCCGUCUAUUAAAAUUGAUGGAAGCAGCUCAAUAUUUUGUUGUUGAUGAGACUCCAGAAACAGAAUGGAGACAUUAUGCCUUGGAUUUUGAUGUAUAUACACAUUUUACAUCCCCAAUAAGAAGAUAUCCUGAUAUUUUGGUACAUCGAAGAUUAUAAAUUGCUCUUGAAUAAUAAGAAAUUGAUAAAACUGGAGAAACUAGGGAUAAAUUAAAGGCUAUAAUGUAACAUUGCAAUGACUGCAGAUUAAAUGCUAGAAGAGUUAGUGAUUAAUGCGAUUAAUUAUUCUUGGCUUUGCUCUUAAAGGCGAAUCCAGUUGAAGUAGAUGGAUAUAUUCUCUCACUUAAUAGACAAUAAAUUGAAGUUAUCAUUCCAAAAUACAAUUUAGAAAGAAAAGUUGAAUUGAAGAAUUUGAAGAAUACCUAUAAAUUCACAGUUGAGGAGAUUGGAGAGAACAAAUUUGAGUUGAUUAUUUCUUAUAAUGAUCCUGAGGAUGAAAAGGGAGUUAGAUUAUAUUUUAUCAAAUAAUUUUAAUAAGUAAAAAUAAAAUUAUCAGGCACGGAUACAUUCCCAAUAGAAUAUUAAAUACAAAUAAUAAUUAAUAAUAAAGUUUUAAUUUGAUUUGUAUUUAUAUAAGUCACACCAGUAUUUAAUUAUAAAA